AUGGGACAUAAACGAAGUAAAAAUCAGCUUCGACGUGUGAGGGCCAAAAGACAGAAGUUGGCACAUAAAAGCGCCAAUGAUGUGGCGAAGAAAACAAAAUCCAUGACUAUGACCCAAGGAAAACAGCAGCAUAUUGGAAUCAUUAUUGAGAACCCUAAGAUAGAGGUCGUUGACGAUCAAAGCAAGAAAUUAGGUGAAUUUAAGGAAGUAUUUGAAAAGUUUCAUCGACUUGAAGAGAGGAGAAAUAAAGGCGAUACUAUCACACCAGGAAACAAGAAAAAGGAGGAUAUGAAGACCGAGAUAACCGCAGACAACAACCUUCUUCCCUCAAAAACAGAAGAAAACGAAGAAGACGAACCAGAUAUACCGGAUGAGGAUAUUGAGCCGGCUAAAAAAAUUGGAAAACUGUCAAAACGGCAAUUUAGAUUAAAGUAUGGCAUACCACUUGAGAUCCUGAAAAUUGAAAGUAAAAAUCCAGAAUUAGUUGAAUCAACUGAUGCAGACUCUCCGGAUCCCAGACUAUUAGUAUACAUAAAGUCACAGCAUAAUGUGAUAGGCAUCCCACCGCAUUGGAAGAGCAAUAAGUCAUUGCUCAAGCAAAGGAGAACAUUUGAAGAUAAUGGACCAUUUGAAUUGCCAAAAUUUAUUCAGGACACAGGCAUAUUGGAAAUGAGGGACUCUUCAGGGAGAGACGAAGAUACAAGUAUGAAGGACAGAAUGAGACAACGGGUUCAACCCAAGAUGGGUCAGCUCGACUUGGAUUUUAACAAGCUUUACGAUGCAUUUUUCAAAUACCAAACAAAGCCUGAACUUUUGAAGUAUGGCCAGAUUUACAAAGAUGGAAUGGAUAUAUCAAACCUUUUUGAGAUUGAAAGGAUGUCCAGUUACAGACCGGGUAAACUUAGUAAGAAGUUGAAAGAGGCCCUAGGCAUGGACAUUAGAUCAAAUAGUCCACCAUGGGCACAAAGAAUGAAAGCGCUAGGGCCACCUCCUAGUUAUCCACACAUGUCUGCAAAUGAAGAAGGUGAAAUAAUAUUUGACGAUGUUGAAGAUAGGGGCGAUGGAGACAGUGCACAAAAUACUGAUUUAUACUGUACUCUUGAAAAUGACAUGACUGAUGAUCAGCAAACCUCCGACAGUGACUCAUCUGUAGAAGAGCAAUCAGACGAAGAAGAGAAGGAAAAGAACAUGUAUGAUGCAUCCAAUGGGGAUGUUGCUAUUAACAGUUAUGGUCAUAGUCGUAAGUCGGAUUCGGAAGCGACGGAAAGAAAGAACGGCAAUACAUCUAAACCUGAAAAAUUGUAUAGAGUACUUGAGGAGAAACGUUCAGGUGAUCAUGCAAGCAUUUACGGAUCGGACACACAUAAAUAUGAGUAUUGA
This is a messenger RNA of Brettanomyces bruxellensis, 1380 nucleotides long. RefSeq lists its product as uncharacterized. Lineage: Eukaryota; Fungi; Ascomycota; Pichiomycetes; Pichiales; Pichiaceae. Gene Ontology annotation, cellular component: U2 snRNP; catalytic step 2 spliceosome; U2-type spliceosomal complex. The transcript has a single exon. The coding region runs from base 1 to 1380 and encodes 459 amino acids. The record is from RefSeq and is a predicted model, not a curated record. Gene Ontology annotation, biological process: mRNA splicing, via spliceosome.